Messenger RNA from Cuscuta epithymum, 1446 nucleotides. The record is from the annotation of a GenBank genome assembly. Lineage: Eukaryota; Viridiplantae; Streptophyta; Magnoliopsida; Solanales; Convolvulaceae.
ACAACUGAUCCAGUUCUUUCCAAAUAUAGCAGUUCUGAGGCACUAAAUCAUAUUCUCGAAGUUCUUCCUCAAGUUUUAAAAUGUCAGAUGAUGAAAACCAGUCCAUGGGUGAUGACUUUCUUGAAGACCAAACUAGUGAUGCACAUUCUAGUGGGAGUGAUAGAAGCACAUAUCACGAGUCAAGUACAAAAAAGGAUGUCAUGUUCAAUGAAUAUGGGCAGCCUGUAGGUCUUGGAUCAGAGAAGUUUUCAACUGCAGUUGGAAAAAUUGCAAAGGCACAUUGUCCACCUGCAAUCAAAUCAUGGAAGAAUGUCAGUUCUACUAUCAAGAAUACCAUAUGGAACAAUGUUACUUAUGAGUAUUCUGUGCCAGAAGUGUAUAGGAAAAAAGUGCUAAGAAAAGCAAACAUUGCUUGGAAAAAUUGGAAAUCAUCACUUCGUAAGAAGUAUGAUAAACAUAAAACGGAUGUCGACCGGAAAAAAAACAGACCAAGAGGUAUGAAAAAAGAAGACUGGGAAGAGUUCAUUGUGUUCUGCUCCACGAAAGCAGACAAGGGUCGGCGUGAAAAGGGCAGAAAAGCAAGGGGAUGCGCUAAGAGACUACAUUCAUCGGGUAGGACUGGCUGUGCAAGGAUAGCUCACAAAAUGAAAGAGGAAAGUCUUACUGGGGACAUCAAUAGAACUGAAUUGUAUUUGAUCACACAUGUUAGAAAGGUUGGUUCUACCUCCAUGAGCACGAGUGAAGGCUUGGAUCAAAUAAGAAAGCUUGUAGCUGAUGAUCCAUAUUUGGGACACAAAGAUCUGGAUCAUGAUGCUGUUGCGAUGGUAUGUGGGCCUGAUGGAAAGGGUUAUGUACGUGGUAUGGGUGGAGGUGUUACAAAGACUGAGAUACGUGCUUCGGGUCCUUCUAGAGAAAUUGCUCGCAAAGAAAAGAAACAACAUGAAGUGAUUAACAAUGAAAUAAUAAUACUUAGAGAAGAAGUAGCUACAUUGAAGCAACUGGUCCAAAGUAAUGCAACAAAACCUCCACAAUCACAAGAGUUUCGUGAUACUUCUCAGGGAGGUGAAUCUGACCUCACUACAAGGACAUGUUUUUUGAAAAACUUAAGGAGAAAAGUUAUUGCUUAUGGACGCUUAAAUACGGAAGCUCCACCAAAUAAGGAAGCUUAAUUAUAGUAUCAUUAUUGAUGAGAUCUUUGAUGAUAGUGAGUAUCUAUAUGACAAGGAUGAGAAGUUUGAAGACAUAUUGGUUGGAGAACUCAUCAAUUGGCCAAAAGCAAAUGUUCAUUUCACUAGGAUCAAUUAAUGUUCAGUGCUACUUUUGUUCUUCGUUUUUGGUUUGCUUAUUUACAUUUCAGAUUCAGACUAGCAACUUGAAUAUUAGUUAAAAGGUCAAUUUGGACCAUGUGUAUGUGUUAAUGGCACUUGAUGAUCAAACCAUUCCAAA